Molecule: messenger RNA, 1098 nt
Organism: Miscanthus lutarioriparius
Lineage: Eukaryota; Viridiplantae; Streptophyta; Magnoliopsida; Poales; Poaceae
Source: the annotation of a GenBank genome assembly
AUGGCGCCGACGCUGAACCAGAGCCAGCAGCAGCAGCAGAGUCCGGCAGAGGCGGCGCCGCCGACUGCGCGGAGCAUCCCGGACGAGGCGCGGCGGCUGCUGCACGAGCUGGCGGCGGCGUGGGACGACGUGGCCGUGGCCGGGUGCGGGCUGCUGGAGCCCGAGGUGGUGCCGCUCAAGGGCGCCAUGACCAACGAGGUGUACCAGGCGCGGUGGGCCACCGCCGGCGGCGGCGCCGAAGCGGGCAGGGACGCGCGGACCGUGCUGGUGCGGGUGUACGGGGAGGGCGUCGACCUGUUCUUUGACAGGGAGGACGAGGUGCGCACGUUCGAGUUCAUGUCGCAGCACGGCCACGGCCCCCGCCUCCUUGGCCGCUUCCCCAACGGCCGCGUCGAGGAGUUCAUCCACGCCAGGACACUUUCAGCUUCUGAUCUACGUGAUCCAGAGAUUUCAGCUAUUAUAGCCUCCAAAUUGAGGGAAUUUCACAGCCUGCACAUGCCUGGUUCAAAAUCUGUGCUCAUUUGGGAAAGAUUAAGCCAAAGAGUUUGCUUGGAUAGCAUGGAGGAGGAGAUCACCGCCUUGGAGAAUGAAUUUUCAGGGGAAUACGAGCGCAUAAGAUUUUGCCAUAAUGAUCUCCAGUAUGGAAAUAUCAUGAUUGAUGAAGAGACCAAACUGUUGACCAUUAUUGACUAUGAGUAUGCAAGUUUUAACCCUGUUGCCUAUGACAUCGCAAACCAUUUCUGUGAGAUGGCCGCAAACUACCAUUCAGAAAAGCCGCACAUAUUGGACUACAAUAAAUAUCCAGAUACUGAUGAGCGGAAGCAAUUUGUGCAGACACACCUGAGCUCCUCAGGUGAGGAAUCUGAAGUGGAGGUAGAGAACCUGAUCAAAAGCAUUGAGAAGUACACCCUUUGCCAGCCAUCUAGUCUGGGGCCUUUGGGGAAUAAUUUCGGUGGGUUCGUCUUACCUCCAAACCAGAAUAGAAUGUAUCACCAUGUCAACGAUAUCGACUUAGACUACACGGAAUACGCGAGGCAGAGGUUCGAGCAGUACUGGCUGAAGAAGCCGACCAUCCUAACUUCUCAGACUGCUGAAUAG